CCCGUCAUUAUUAUCCCGCCACUUCGUAUGAACUUUAGCAAUGUCAUUAAAAUAAUAAGUUUUUGUUUUAAUUACAGCUUAAAUUGUAAGCAAUGGCCAAUUGUACAAGAGAAAGGAAGUUGUCUUUUUCGUUUAAUUUAGAUUUAGAUACUGUUGAUAAUGAGGCUUCAUCAGAUUCAGAUGCUACUGGACUACAAAUUGAUGUUUCAGAAGUAGAUAGUUUUAACGAUACUAAUAAAUUAAGAAGACAAACUGUAGAUGAUACAUCUUUUUUAAAUAAAAUGGAAGAGGAAAUAGAAAGGCAAUUAGAUGCAAAAGCAUCUAAAACUAAUUUAACUGCAACAAAUGUUAAGAACAUUUUGAAACAUGUUAUUUCUAAUGAACAUGUUAUGGCUAUGGUUCAAAAAAGACUUACAAAAGGAGAUGAUAAUAUUAUUUUUGAACCUAAACUAACAAGAGCUAAGGCCAAAGAAUUAGCAAUGACCCAACCUGAUAUUCGGUGGCCUAUAACACCUGUAAAAAGUACAACUUCUGAUGUUCAAAUUCUUAUUCAUGAAGAAUUUUCAGAAGACUCAUCUGAUGAAGAAUAUCAUCCAGAUCAAGAUCAACAAAGUGAUGAUGAUAAAGAUGUUGAUAAUUCUUUAGGAAGUGAUGUAGAUUCUCAGUCAACCACCCCAGCAAUUCCAUGCAAUACGUCACCUCCUUUGGAAAUAUUACACUUAUCAGAUAUUCAGUAUGAUAAAGAAGGAAUCUUUAAAGUACCAUCAUUUAUCCCCCAUGUUCCAACAGAAGAAGAAAGUAUAGGACACAGAACACGUUCAAAACUCUGUCUUAGUGAAACACCUUUGGAACAAAUUGAACAAGCAUUUAUUCCUCCAGAUAUUACAACUGACAUGUACGAUUGGGACUGGGAACCAGAAGAUGAAUACAUUAAUUUCUUGAAAGAACUGUACACUCAACCUCUUCAAACAGAAGUAAAUGUUGAAGAUGAUCCUGAAGCGGAUCCUGAAUAUAAUAUAUUAGAAGAUGAAGAAACAGAUUUACUGGAUAAAGAAGAAUUAAGAGAAGAUAAGGCAGUUAAAAUAUCAAAAAAAGAAUUAAAAACCUUAAUAGCUGAACUCGAUGAAUUUGCAGAUCAAUAUACAAAGCAACAGCAACAACAACAGCAACAAUUACAACAGCAACAAAAAAUAUCGAAAAAAAAGAAAACAUCUGAUAUUUUAUUUACAUCUAUAGAAAAUAUUUCUUCUGGAAAUCCAAUGGUUGAUUUAUUACCAGUAUUAGCUGAGCCAGAACUUCCAGAACUUAUUAAUUCUGAUCAACGUUAUUUACUUUCAAUUCAAAUGUCUCAGCAUGUUCAAUUAAUGAUUCAGCAGUAUCUUAUGACUUACAAGCAUCCUAAAUGGAGUCAACAAUCUAAAAUUUGUAAAAAUAAUUUAUACAGUUUAAGCACUUUAGGAGAUAAAUCGGAUUCGGAAUUUAUAGCUGAGAAUUUAUCUGAUGCUUUUCAUCUACUUCUUGAUUGGGAAUUAAAAUUGUCAGAUUCAAAGUUUUUACAAGAGUAUAUUAGCUACUUACAAAAAGAAGCAGAAACCGAAGAAAUUAUUUUUCGUACUAAGAAGAAGUAUAUAACUAAAUUUCAUCCGGAAUUAAUUAAACUAAUGGCACAUAGUCGAGCAUUAAUGCAUCCUCAAUUAUUGCCAAGCACAUUUGUUAGUGCUCUAUCACAAACCAGUAAACAACCAUAUUUAUCAUCAGAGGAUAAUCUGAUUGCUUUAGGAUUAGAACAGUUUAUUCCACAUGUUAAAAUGUCAUCAAAAAAAUUUAAUAGACAGUGUGAUAUAUUUGCUGAUGCUGUGAAAGAAAUACAACGAUUUUUAAUUCCAACUAAAAGCGUAACUGGACUAAUACAUCAUAUAAAUAAAAGCAAAUCUAGUAAGAAACAAAAUUCUAUCAAGUAUUAUUUUACUACUGGGUCUGCUCCAAAAAUAGGACAUCAUGUUUUGAGUGAAUAUAAACUAUUAUCUCCAAUUGAACAACCAACAGAAUUUUUACCAAUAAUUUGGCAAGAUUUAAUAGAUACUUUAAAAUAUGGCAAAAUUGAAGAUUUUCUACUAUUUUCAAAACCACAAAAGGAGAAAGUAAUCAACUACGAUGAUGAAUUUCUUCCUGUUUCUUAUGAUGAAAUUAUCAUACAUAGAGAUCAUCAAUUAAGAAAUCCAAUUGUUAAUAUGUUUAAACACAUGCCUUCUUUAAUUACUCCUCAGAAAGUAGAGUCUAGUAAUUCUUUAUCAAAAACUACCAGUAAAAAUACUAUAGCAACUCUAUCUAGAACAAAUGAAACAGAAUCUGAUGCUGAAUCUGCUGAAAGUUUAAGGACGUGUGAAACAGAUGAAGAUGAAUCAAGACCCAUUCGUCUAAGAAGGACAACUCCUCGGUUAGCUAAAAUUAAAAGUGUACAAAACAUGAAAUUACUGGCUCAAAAUCUAUCCCCUAAAACUUCCACGUUAAGCAAUAAUAUUAUUGAAAAUAAAGAUUAUGCUUUUGACAAAAAUGACGAUGAUGCAUCAUCUUUUACAAAAGGGGAUAAUGAAGAUGAAAUAGCUGAGCUUAUGUUGGCCAGCACAACUAUUAAAAAAAAUACAGCUAGUCGUAAAAAAACUAAGCAAGCUAGAGAAUUGGAAAAUUUAAAAAGAUUAUUAGAAGUAGAAAAUAAUAUAAAUGAAGAAGAAAGAGCUACAAAAUUUGCUGCUUCAUUUAUUCAAAAGAUACAUGUUAAACUAGAAUCGAAAGAUCCAGAAUUAUUCAAAACGGUAUUAAAAAUUUUCUUGGAUUAUAGUGAAAAGUUGGAAAAUCCAACUCAAUCUAAUGAUUGUUUUUUAAAUGAUACAUCUCAUCCAGAUACAAACAUUAUAAUAAAAAUUGAAAAGAAUUUUGAUAGAGAUAAACUCUCAUUGGAUCUUUAUGAAAAAGUUUGUAAAAAAUUGUAUGAGUAUCCGGAUCUCUGUUCAGAUUUUUUAUUAUUCUUAACACCUCAUCAAGCUGCUCUUAUUAAUAAAUCUGUAGACCAUACAAUGAUGUUAAAGAUGAAAGAAUUUGUUAAUGUAACGCAAAUGUAUUUUGCAAAACAACCUUCUCGUAUAGCAAAAGUGAUGCAGGCAAUGACACAAAUGGCUUCAGAUCCGUAUGUGUCUGUUGAAAUUGCACAAAAUAUAAUGGGUGUAGCUCUUAAGGGUCAUCCUUUGAUCAUGGAUAUGUUUUUACAAGUUCUACCUACUGGUAAACCUCCUGAUAGUUUAUUAUUUAGCUUAUUUGCUGCUCACAUGUUUGAAAAUUUAUCUUGUCCAGUUGGGCCACAUGAUAAAAAUAAAGCAUAUGAUAUAGAUGCUCCUGAAUUAUAUGAAAAAAUUGAAUUACCAGUAUUCACACCACAAGAAGAUCCUUAUGGAGGUGAUAGCUGUAAAUGUAACUGUCAUAGUAUAAUGGAUGAUUCAAAAUUAAAAGGAAUGAAUGACCAUUGUGCAUCAUGCGGAACAAGGUUUUUAAAUGGAAGAAUUUAUUUACAAACUUCUGAAGGUCUGAGACCUGCUAAAAUAACGUUUCCGGGUGCUGACGAUGAGAAAUUCGAGAAUAUUUCACGGGUAUCCCUGAAAACUACUGAAAGAUUUGUUCCGUGUCCACCAACUAGAAAACGUCGAAAAUCAUCUAAACGUGAUUCCAUAUCAGAAGAAUCGAAUUUAAAACCAUGUUCAUCUAAAAGCUCACCUACAAAAGAUAACGAGGAUAGUGAUAGAUCAGUGUCUAAAUCCAAAAAAAGUAUAAAAUCACCAUCAAAAUCAACGGAUCAUAAAAUAAAAUUACCUAAAAUACAAUCAACGUCAGUCAAAUCUAAACGAGAAAAGAGAACUGAAAAAAAACAUAUUCGAUUUGAACAACGAACUGACGAUGAACAAAAUGAAUUUAAUGUAGACACAGAUAAAAUAGAAUUUUACGAAAGUACUGGCUGCAAUACAAAUGAAGACUAUGUAGAAUUAGAUACAUUUGGUAAUAAAUUUGGAGAAAUAAGCACUGAUAGUCACGAAGAUGAUACAAUGACUAGUCCAGAAAAAAUUAAUAUUUCAUCUACAAGUAUAGAUAAAUUAGAUGUUUCCACUGAUUCUGAUAGUAGCACAAAUUUAGAAACAGAAAAAUCUUUAGAUGCACCAUGGACAAUGCAAGAUGAUAAAGUACUGUUACAAAAUGUUCAAAAAGAUUAUUCUGAAAAAACUUUUCUUGCCAUUAGUUUACUCUUGAAAAAUCGAACUGUUGGACAGGUGAAAGAACGAUGUGAAUAUUUGCUUUCAUUAAUAGAAAAAAUGGCAUAAUAUUUUUUUGUAUAUAUUGAUUUUGUACAGCUUUU
Molecule: messenger RNA, 4399 nt
Organism: Ceratosolen solmsi marchali
Lineage: Eukaryota; Metazoa; Arthropoda; Insecta; Hymenoptera; Agaonidae
Gene: mute
Product: gon-4 like protein muscle wasted
Exons: 16
Coding region: 93-4364 (1423 amino acids)
Biological process (GO): regulation of DNA-templated transcription
Cellular component (GO): nucleus
Molecular function (GO): transcription coregulator activity
Source: RefSeq, a predicted model, not a curated record